UUGUUGUGGAGCGCUGUCUUUCAGCACCAAGGCAUGUCCUAGCACCGCUUUAUUAACCACCAGCAGACGGCGAUGACGCGUGCUCCAACAGCUGCAAAAAUGAUUUCUUUGAUAUUCCACAGCCAAAUGAUGCUUUCACCCCCUUAUUAUCCAGUCCCCGGACGACACCAAAUCGCUCACACGGAAGAAAUUCUUACCACGGCCGGUAUGAAAUUGAACCAAUGUUUGCCAAGGUGUGACAUUUGAUAUGAGUGGCUGCUGCGCUUGCCAAGCUAUUUAGAAAGACUAGCGUCACGAGGAUAAAAUAACCAAAUUAAUUUUACAUUAAGUGGUAGCCUGCUGUAACAAUGAUAGCAUAUUUAAACUAUAAUUAUAGAGUAAACAUAUCCCGUUAUGUUAUUUGUUUGCUUAGAUGUGAUGUAUAUGUUCAUGUAGAAAAAAUACCACAUUUAUUAAUUUAAUUGACUCACUUUCAUUAUUUAAAUUGAAAUUAUUUUUCAUUUUCUUAGUUUGACCCGAAAAUGAAAGGAAUACUGUAAAACGAAUACUGUAAAAUUAUUUUUGACUAUAAAACUUUUGAUCGUAUGCCAUCCCCUUCUGUAUUAUUAACAAAAAUAGCCCGAAAAUAUUUAGAAAAUUCUAAUAUAGUUUCCCACUAUAAGCUUCGUGAUACAAUUAAUGUAAGAAAGAAAAACAAUUGUGCCGCGAUAAUAUUGAGCAGACAGUUGCAAUUUGUAUUCGCGUUGCGUCAUUUAGCCUAGUAUGUGUGCUUGCGGUUUAUCCUCAUAUAUCCUCACUACAAGCCACCCUCUAUUUGGCAAACAUAAUGUGCACCGAAGACGGCGAUAAUUUCAGCGUGCCAUUCAGAGCUUGCCUGUGGUAGGACAGAACAAAGAGGGCUCGGCUGGCACGUGUUGUGGGCGUCAGUCACCUGUUUCAUAGCAACCGUCACAACAAGAAACCAUUUGUAGCUGAAAUUUACUCUGCAAAAAGGGUUUCAUUGGUUGCGAGUCGUGGGAAAUAAAGAUAAUGAUACAUAUGUAAUGCUAAUUUAAACGUAGGGAGAUUCCAAAAUAACCAAAAUUUCAACAACACAUGAAAGUAUAAAUGAAUCCAAAGGGGGUUGACAAUUAGGCGACUUUUAUCUGAAAAUAUACUGGGCCUAUAGCUGUCACAGAGUCACAGCUGUCACUCCUGAGCUAAAUCUAGCACUCCAUUGAUGUGAUUAUAUCAGUAAUAAAUAAAGACAUAGAUAAAUAGCGUUUUUAUUUCAUCUUCAGGGCAAAUGCAAUAAGAUGAGCGUUCAUGUCCACUGAUGGAACUACAAACCAGCCUAAAUCUAACCUACAUCCAAAUGUUACACUUGCCCUUCACAACUUGAAUUGCGAAAUCCAAUCAGGUGCCAUUACGCAACCCAACGGCAGAUUUUAAUGUGCACAUGUUCUUGUUAUUAUCAACACACAUAGAUGUUCGGAAUACGAAUAUUACGUGCAGUUGAAAGCAUAAUUGAGGUAAUGUUUACAUAGUAAUAAAUAUAUCACUAUAUGUACUGGUAGCUCUUUAGACUGGCCUGAGUGUUAAUAUACAUAUCGUCUGCUAAUAUUAUGUGUUGUUAUGUGUUCUAUGUAACGUAUAUAUUAUCUUAGCGCAGAGCAGCAGGUGGAAUCUUUUAGGCCCUCGGCGAUAAGGAGACUACUUUUUUGUUCACAUUUCUUUUAAAUUCUUCACUAAUUUUUUUAAGUUCUCGUGACAUGGCUACUGUAAACUAUUCUGUUGACAAACAGAAAAAUAUUGUCUCCCCUUGAGUUGAGUGGUUAUAUACCGUGUGAGUUCACGAUCUUAGAGGGAUAACAGGUUAUUUGUUCCUCAGUUUGCUCUCAAAGCUCUGUUCCGUGUCCCCGAAUUAUAUGUUUCGCGUACUUUACUAUAAAAUCUGGACAUCGUUAGGGUCCAGUCUGGACGCAAACAAAUACAAACCUAUCAUGCAGUCUUUAUUUAUAUUUUAUUUGUUGUCACACAACACUUCACAUAGAUCAUUUUCUAGAAGAAUUGAAGUGUGGAAAUAGCUGCGCGAUCAAUCUCGUUAGUAUAUUUCAUAAAAAUCUUUACAUCAUGCAUAGGGUACUUUACCUGGCAGAGACGAACGUUUCUAACUCCUUUAUUAAUAUUUACCUUCCGCGCGAAAGGCCAGAGUGACCCCCGUCACACUCCUCCCACUGGUUAGUUCUCGUCUCUCUAUGUCACCUGACCAACUCCAUGCAAAUCACAUCAUUUCUAAAACGCCAUUGGUCGCCUCCAGCACAUUUAAUGGCUGUCAAAGCGCAUCACAUGGCUGCCGCACUAUUAACUUCUCUACCCCGUAAGAGAAAGUAGCUCAAAGACGCUUUUCAUCACAGUGGAUGUGAAAAAGAAGUGGAGACGGAGAACAGUCCAAAGAAGUAUCAUUAUCACACUGGAUUAUUUGACUUUUUUAUUUUUGUCCUUCUAUUUUUUGUGGAGGCUUGAUCUGUUGCGCCAACUGAGCCGGACGCGUCGAAACUGAAUGUUUCUCUGUGUUGGUUGAAACAUUAAAGCCAGGUGAAUGUAUAGCAUGAUGAUGGAAACGGACCUGCACUCCCCAGGACCGCAAACCAAUACAAAUUCGGGCCAAACGUUGCCAAACAACGGGAGCAAAGCUAAUCAAGACCGAGUAAAAAGACCUAUGAAUGCAUUUAUGGUUUGGUCUCGGGGCCAGCGGAGGAAGAUGGCACAGGAGAACCCCAAAAUGCACAACUCUGAAAUCAGUAAGAGGCUGGGUGCGGAGUGGAAAGUUAUGUCUGAGGCGGAAAAGAGACCCUUUAUCGAUGAGGCAAAGCGGUUACGGGCCAUGCAUAUGAAAGAACAUCCGGAUUACAAGUACAGACCCAGGAGAAAGACCAAGACGCUGCUCAAAAAAGACAAAUACUCUUUAGCCGGCGGUUUGCUAACCGGGGGUGGCAGCGGAGGAGGUGUUGGUCUUGGGGUCGGGGUGAGUCUAGCAGGAGUCGGACAGAGGUUAGACAGCCCUGGUAGUCACGGAGGCACAGCUAGUACCGGCUAUGCACACUUAAACGGCUGGGCAAACGGCGCCUAUUCGGGCCAGGUGGCGGCGGCAGCGGCGAUGAUGCAAGAAGCGCAUAUAGCUUACAACCAGCACCCCGGCAGCGGGGCGCACCAUCACCACGCGCACCACCCACACAACCCCCAGCCCAUGCACCGCUACGACAUGGCCGCUCUCCAGUACAGCCCAAUCUCGAACUCCCAGACCUAUAUUAGCGCCUCUCCGUCGGGAUACGGCGGGAUAUCCUACACACAGCAUCAGAACUCGAGUGUCGCCACUUCGGGGUCUCUCGCCACGUUGGGGUCUCUGGUGAAAUCGGAACCAAGUGUAAGCCCUCCGGCUACCACUCACUCUAGAGCUCCUUGUCCAGGGGACUUGCGGGAAAUGAUAAGUAUGUAUUUGCCCACGGGGGAGGCUGUUGACCCGUCUGUUCAAAGCAGACUUCAUACAUUACCACAGCACUAUCAAAGCACGACAGCAGGGGUAAACGGAACGGUUCCACUGACACAUAUUUAAAAAAUAAUAAUAAUACGAUAAUUCAACCUGCAGCGAGCAUGAGAAAACUCGUAACCAAAUAUUUACCUCUUUUUAAAGGUCUUCACCUACCUACCUUUUGUACAGAAUGUUUUGGUGUUCUUGUAAAUUGAAGGUACACAAUAUUUUGUUUGCCUUUUAGAAACAGAUACGAUAUUGCAGAAAACAUAUUAGGAUGGAUUGUUUUAUUUUGUCGACACCUGUUAAAUCUAAGUUUACUUUAAUUGAAGGCAAUCCAAAGUUUUGAAGCCAAUGCGCUGUUUCAGUGUGUUCAGUGUAUCUAUUUACCUCGAUUUUCUUUGCAGAUUCCCAUGAAUUUUCCUAACUAACAAAACCGAAUAUGGUCCCGUGUAUUGAAUACACAUCAAACAUGUUUCACAAGUUAAAGUUUUUUCUUUUCCAUUUUACACAUGCGUUUGUAAAUGUAAAAUUCUGCAUCUGGAUUUUCAUUCUGUUGUAAUAUUUCUUGCAAAUUGUAUAUAAGUUUUGUAAUAUCCUAGAAGUUGUCAAGAGAGUGCAACUGUAAAUAGUUUACAAAAUGCAUUUCUGCCAGAAAAGAACGCUAUCCUGAUAUUGCGCUGAAUUAUGAGUUAAAUAAAUUUUGCAUAUAUGUUUCCCUGGUUCUGGAAAAAAGUGUAACACAUUUCAUUGUUUGUCUUAUUUUGUGUUAUGAAUGCGAAUGCAAUUCAGUUUAAGAACAUGGUCAUUUUAAAUCAACUCUUAGGCUAUAUUCCCUCUCUGUAGACAGAAUUUCUCCGCUACACGCGCAAUGUAGUGUAGCCUGUAGUGUCAAUAUUCUGACCUUCAAUUUGAAAACAAACCGAUUCUUUGAAGUGAUUGCGAGAAACAUGAACUUCAUAUAGAAAACACAAACUUACUAGUACCCAAAGCAAGAAUCUAACAAAUGGCAACGGCAUGUAAUUACAUAUUAGUCAGUAAUAAUUGUUACUGAUUAGUCAGUAAUGAUCGACAUAAUUAUUACACAGCUCUGGCAGCUUUGAGCUUUGGUUUAUAAUGGAUAGGCCUUGCGAGCCAAAGGGAACAUCGAUGAAAAAUAGCCGCAAAUAAAUAAUUUAUUUUAAUGAAAUUAAUAUAAUUUUAAUAAUCAAAUUAUUAUUAAAAUGUAUAUUCAUUGAUAAUUUUCAUAUAGCCUGUAAUUUAUGGUAGCCAAACUGAUUGACAUGUCAGAUCAGAAGUUUAGAAAUAUGUGUGAUUUGUAUGAGUUAUUAUUAUUAUUAUUAUUAUAAUUAUUAUUAUUAUUAUUAUUAUUAUUAUUAUUAUUAUUAUUAUUAUUGCUGUUGUUGUUGUUGCUGUUGUUGUUGUUGUUGUUAUUGGCUUGUGUCAAAUUUAUGAUAGCCUAUAAAUGUAAGCAGAUUUUUGAAAGUACUGAUUGUUACACACACGAAUCCUAAGACAGUGUCUUUAAAGCUAAGCAAUUCAGUUACACUGUGAUGGGUAAAUGUUAUUUUAUGAUACAUUUUUGUUUUUCAGUUUAGUAUCAAUACGAUUUUACGAGUAGGCCAUUCUGUUUAGAGUUGUGAAAAUUACAGUAGCCAAUUUCUGGGUAAUACGAUCGUUAUGCAAACUGAAGGCUCUUUGCUGAUUAAUCAUAAUUCUCUUGGAAGUGUUACAUUUGUUUGUAAAGUGGACAAAGUCUUUGUAAUGAAACUGUUAUUGACAACGUGUUUAAUCACUCACUUUGAAGGUACGAAUCUAACUGAGUUUUUAAACGGUUCCCAUUCUGUUGACAUUGGUUCCAACGCAUCAGCAUGUUGAUUUAAAAAGGAAUCUUCGUCUUUUGCAUUUACUUAAAAUAUUUGAAACAAACAGCGUGCAGCUGAUACAUGAAUUAAAAUGUUAAAUGAAUUGUGCCACCGCAUUUUUCACAUCAUGAGAGAACAACGAGAGAGAAUAAACUAAUUACAUACAA
Molecule: messenger RNA, 5543 nt
Organism: Anguilla anguilla (European eel)
Lineage: Eukaryota; Metazoa; Chordata; Actinopteri; Anguilliformes; Anguillidae
Product: transcription factor Sox-1a
Exons: 1
Coding region: 2582-3595 (337 amino acids)
Biological process (GO): regulation of DNA-templated transcription; anatomical structure morphogenesis; cell differentiation
Molecular function (GO): RNA polymerase II cis-regulatory region sequence-specific DNA binding; DNA-binding transcription factor activity, RNA polymerase II-specific
Source: RefSeq, a predicted model, not a curated record